Melanaphis sacchari is the source of this 387-nucleotide messenger RNA. RefSeq lists its product as uncharacterized. The record is from RefSeq and is a predicted model, not a curated record. Lineage: Eukaryota; Metazoa; Arthropoda; Insecta; Hemiptera; Aphididae. Bases 1 to 387 code for a protein of 128 amino acids. The transcript is spliced from 3 exons.
AUGUAUAAUGAACAACAUUUUCGAAAUAAACUCACCAUACAUAAAUUUCGUGAAGUGCUUGUAGAUAAACUCCUUGAAUUAAAACCUACAUCUUUACGUGUUUCAAAUUCUGAACAACCUCUUGAAAAUAGAUUUCAAAGACGACAAAUAAUAAAACAUAAACUCGAGGAGACAGAAGAAAAAUGUUCAAGAAACAGAAAAAAAAGAAAAAGGUGUAUUGAAUGCUAUACAAAAUUUUCGAAAGAACUAGGAUACAAGGAAGCUUUAAACAAGGCUAAGAAAGUAACAACCUUUUGCAGUCUUUGCCCAUCAAAACCAUCGGUUUGCAUACAAUGUUUUCAAGACCAUUUAAAAAAACAGAAUAUAGCUGAUCCUACACAGCGUUGA